AUGACAGAGCCAUCAUCUUUCGAUCUGCAAAACAGAUCCACACACACUCCCGAUGUAGAAGCCAGCCCACCCGCGGGCGGCGACCCGCUCGACCUCCGCUCUAAAAUCAAAGAAGAGCAGGAGAUGGACCAAAUCACAGCCAACACGUCCCGGCGGCGGAAGCGCUACAGCAUCGGGAAAAACAGUUCCCAACGUGCCUCAGCCCUCCGCAAAUUCUACGAGGAGCAAAACGCCAACAUCCGCUCCUUCCUCAAGCCCAUCGACAACCACCAGCAGGAGGCCGCCGACGCGCAGUCCUCAACGCAGCUCAAAUACAAGAUCGCCGUCUACGGCAGCCUAGCCGCGAACGUCGUCCUCUCUGCACUCCAGCUCUACGGCGCGGUAUCCUCCGGCUCGCUAUCCCUCUUCACGACCAUGGCCGAUUCCGUCUUCGACCCUUUGUCUGGCUUGAUGCUGCUGAUCACGCACCGCACGGUGAAGAAGGUCGACGCGCAGCGGUUCCCGUCGGGCAAGGCGCGCAUAUCGACGGCCGGCAACAUCGUCUUCUCGUUCCUCAUGUGCGCCGUCUCGCUCAUCCUGAUCGUCAUGUCGGCGCGCGACCUGGCCGCGGGCAGCGAGGCCGAGACGAAGGAUUUUUACCUGCCGUCCGUCAUCGCCGUUGCCGUGGCGUUUUGUACUAAGCUGGCGCUGUUCUUCUACUGCUGGGCGCUGAAGGAUCUGUACUCGCAGGUGCACAUCUUGUGGCGGGACCACCGGAAUGAUCUGCUCAUCAACGGGUUUGGCAUACUGACGUCCGUGGGCGGUGCGAAGCUGAAGUGGUAUAUCGACCCUACCGGCGCUAUCGUCUUGUCUGCGUUGAUCGCGUUCCUCUGGGGCCGGACUAUCCACGAGGAGUUCUUGUUGCUUAUUGGUGUCUCGGCGGAUGUGAAGAUGCAGCAGUUGAUUACGUAUAUCGCAAUGACUCACUCAGACCUCAUCCUCCAAGUCGACACGGUCAGGGCGUAUUACUCUGGACCGCGGAUCAUCGCCGAAGUCGACGUUGUGAUGGAUUCGCACUUGCGGCUCGACGCGGCGCACGACGUUGCGGAGGAGCUCCAGAUGAAGCUGGAGCAGAUGCCGCAGAUCGAAAGGGCGUUCGUGCACAUCGACUAUGAGACGAAUCACUCGCCGGAACAUUCCCUGAAGAAGUAUCUGUGA
Molecule: messenger RNA, 1197 nt
Organism: Lasiodiplodia theobromae
Lineage: Eukaryota; Fungi; Ascomycota; Dothideomycetes; Botryosphaeriales; Botryosphaeriaceae
Product: Cation diffusion facilitator 1 protein
Exons: 3
Coding region: 1-1197 (398 amino acids)
Biological process (GO): monoatomic cation transport; transmembrane transport
Cellular component (GO): membrane
Molecular function (GO): monoatomic cation transmembrane transporter activity
Source: RefSeq, a predicted model, not a curated record